Messenger RNA from Cuscuta campestris, 2042 nucleotides. NCBI's taxonomy places the organism in Eukaryota, Viridiplantae, Streptophyta, Magnoliopsida, Solanales, Convolvulaceae. The record is from the annotation of a GenBank genome assembly.
GUGCAUUUCUCUUCUAUUCAUUUUACACAUACUAUACAAACAUUCAAACAUUUUUUUUAAAAAAAAAAUUAGUUAUAAGAGAUAUAGAGAGUAUACAUAUAUAGAGAUCAAGAUUUGUUGUAGUAAAAGAGAAGAGACACCAUGGUUGCAAGUCGAGUGCUCGUUGUAUUCGCAGCUUGCCUUCUUCUUCCCACGUCCGUCGACUCUAUGGUUCGACGUUACAACUUCACGGUGGUGAUGAGGAACACGACGAGGUUGUGCGCGUGGAAACCAAUCGUGGUAGUAAACGGGAAGUUCCCGGGGCCCACUCUCUACGCAAGAGAAGACGACACGGUUCUUGUGAGGGUAUCCAACCAAGUCCAACAGAACGUUUCAAUUCACUGGCACGGAGUGAGGCAGUUUCGGACCGGGUGGUCGGACGGGCCAGCGUACAUAACCCAAUGCCCAAUCCAGAGAGGCCAAACAUUUGUGUACAACUUCACAGUCACAGGGCAGAGGGGGACUCUGUUUUGGCAUGCACACAUCAAUUGGCAAAGGUCUACUGUCUAUGGUGCAAUUGUCAUACUCCCCAAACGCGGCCUUCCUUACCCCUUUCCUAAGCCUUAUAAGGAGAAAAUCUUACUCUUAGGAGAGUGGUGGAAAUUAGAUGUUGAAGAUAUGAUCAAUAAUGCAAUGAGACUGGGGAUUCCCCCAAAAGUAUCAGAUGCUCACACUAUUAAUGGCCUCCCUGGACCUACUCCUAACUGUUCCAAAAAAGGCUACACAUUGGAAGUGGAGAGCGGGAAAACGUAUUUGUUGCGCAUCGUGAACGCGGCGGUAAACGACGAGCUGUUUUUAAGGAUUGCGGGCCACAAGUUAACCGUGGUCGAGGUCGACGCUACUUACGUUAAACCCUUUCAGACCGACACGAUUUUCACCGGUCCGGGUCAGUCCGUAAAUGCGCUUCUAACCGCAAACCAGAAUCCGGGCAGAUACCGCAUAGCCAUUUCUCCUUUCAUGGACACCGCCAUACCCAUCGAUGACCAAACCACAACCGGUACUCUAAGGUACAAAGAAACUCGGGCGUUUCCCAACAUCACGUUGACGAAAAUGCCCCUGCGGAACGCAACACGCGUGACGACGAAUUUCUUGGACUCACUAAGGAGCCUAAACUCGAGAGCGUACCCUACAAACGUCCCACAAAGCGUCGACCACUCCUUGAUCUUCACGAUUGGGGUCGGUAUCAACCCGUGCCUGUCGUGCCCGAAUGGAACCCGAUACGUUGCACACAUAAACAAUGUGAGCUUUGUAAUGCCAAGCACAGCCCUCCUCCAGGCACACUACAACAACAUGAGCGGAGUUUUCACGGACAAUUUUCCGGGAAGGCCUCCGGUUCCUUAUAAUUACACGGGCAGGCCCCCGAGGAACACGGGCACGCGGAACGGCACGAAGGUUUACAGGCUGGGGUUCAACUCCAGUGUUGAGGUUGUGUUACAAGGGACUUCUGGGGUUGCACCAGAGAGCCACCCAACACAUUUGCAUGGCUUCAACUUUUAUGUUGUUGGGAGAGGGGUUGGGAACUUUGAUCCCCAAAAUGACCCUGGCAAAUUCAACCUGGUUGAUCCUGUUGAAAGGAACACACUGAAUGUGCCCACUGCUGGUUGGGCUGCCAUCAGAUUCAGAGCUGAUAAUCCUGGUGUUUGGUUUUUGCAUUGUCAUUUGGAGGUUCAUACAACAUGGGGGCUAAAGAUGGCAUUUUUGGUGGAAAAUGGUGAGGGCCCCAAUCAAUCUCUCCCUCCUCCUCCAAGUGAUCUCCCUCAAUGCUGAUUUUGUCACUUAAAUGAACAGACCAAAAAAAAAUUAUGGGGUUUGAAUUGUAUGUAUGAAUAAAAUGAAUGUGGAUUCUUGAUUGGUUUGGUUAAGGCUUUCUGUUUGGCUUAAAAAAUGGGCUGUCAAUUGUGUUUGUAUAUUCUUUAUUAUUAUGAUAUAAAUAAUAAAAAAACAAUCUAAGUACAUGUAAUCAUACAAAUAGUUAAAAGCAUUAAUAAUAGAUUUUGUUUCCU